UAAGAUAAUUUAGAAAGAAGAAGCAAUUAGGAAUUAGGGGGAGUUAAUGUUUAUGCGUAGUGAAGUGGGCGACCUUGAAACUACGUAGAGACGCUAAGAAGAUCCAAAGUAGCGUAAGCGCCAAACCCACCCAUCCUUGUCUUAUAAUCCAACGGCUAUUAGUAAACUUCAGCCACCACGAUCCAACUGAACCGUUGAUUUCGCAAAGCAUUUCUAGCAUUUGUUUAUGAGAGAGAAAGGCUUGUCCCUUAGUCCAAGCGUUGUUUGUGUUGUUGAAUUCUAAGUUACAGGUCGUUUCGGCCCUCUUUUUCUCUUUCUCGUCAUUUCUCUGCAUUUUACUUUCUCUCUUUCUCUGCAUUUUCCCAUCUCCACCCCCGCCGGAGUACCCAAUCCCCCGGAGCCCCGACUUUUCUUUCGCCGGAAAAACAACCGCUGACCGCAUUUUCUUUCCCUUCCGAUAAUACCCAAAUUCAGCUCUCCCUCGUUAAUAUCGGAGGAGGGACAGAAUGUUGGUGCCUCCAUGGCUCGAGCCAUUGCUGACCACGUCAUUCUUCUCAGUGUGCCGGACACAUGGAGACGCCGCGAGGAGCGAAUGCAACAUGUAUUGCUUAGAUUGCAGCGGAGAUGCAUUUUGUUUCUAUUGCCGCUCGUCUCGUCACAAGGAUCAUCAAGUAAUUCAGAAAACAUUUUGUAAAAGUGCUUUUUUGGGGUUGAGUUUAUUUUUGUUUUGGCAAAACAAAAAAAAUUCACAGAUAAGGAGAUCUUCAUACCAUGAUGUGGUGAGGGUUUCAGAGAUUCAGAAAGUGUUGGAUAUAAGUGGGGUACAGACAUAUGUGAUAAACAGUGCAAGAGUUCUAUUUCUUAAUGAGAGGCCACAACCGAGAACUGGAAAAGGAGUUGCCCACAUUUGCGAAAUCUGUGGGAGAAGCCUGUUGGACCCAUUUCGUUUCUGUUCACUGGGUUGUAAGCUUGUAGGAAUAAAGAGAAAUGGGGAUGCAAACUUUACCUUGGAGGCAAAGAAUGAGGAAGUAAUGGGCAGAAGAGAAGGGAUAUCAUCGAGAAGAAGCUCAUUAAGGGAGGAAGAGGAGUUGCGUGAAGGGUCACAACAAGACAUUUACCCUCCCACGCCUUCUCCACCUCCUUCAAGUGCAAGAAGAAGAAAAGGCAUUCCUCAUAGGGCUCCAUUUGGGUCCUAAUAAUAAUUAAUUUCUUUUCCUUCUAAUAAUUAUAAAAAGAAAUAUAUUUUUAAUCUUUUAAACCCAACAUUUCUUCUUUAUUUUUUCUUUUUUGUAAAAAAAAAGAAAAAAAGAAAAAAACCACCAUUAUGCAUGCCAAGAAACAAAAGGGUAUAGAAGAAAGUUCUUCCUUUUAGGUUUGGGUCCCUUACAAAACAAAUUCUCUCUUGUGAAGAACCAAUAAUGCAAGAAUUGUUAUUGAUAGUUGCAAGGUGUACAUGUCAUUAAGAAAUUAAAAAGCAAGUCUUUGUGGAUUCCGUUUUAUA
Messenger RNA from Ziziphus jujuba (common jujube), 1501 nucleotides. Its product is annotated as protein RGF1 INDUCIBLE TRANSCRIPTION FACTOR 1. Lineage: Eukaryota; Viridiplantae; Streptophyta; Magnoliopsida; Rosales; Rhamnaceae. Bases 507 to 1196 code for a protein of 229 amino acids. The record is from RefSeq and is a predicted model, not a curated record. The transcript is spliced from 4 exons.